Wallemia ichthyophaga EXF-994 is the source of this 1662-nucleotide messenger RNA. RefSeq names its product Eukaryotic translation initiation factor 3 subunit D. The record is from RefSeq and is a predicted model, not a curated record. Gene Ontology annotation, cellular component: eukaryotic translation initiation factor 3 complex; cytoplasm. Bases 1 to 1662 code for a protein of 553 amino acids. Lineage: Eukaryota; Fungi; Basidiomycota; Wallemiomycetes; Wallemiales; Wallemiaceae. The transcript has 2 exons. Gene Ontology annotation, biological process: translational initiation. Gene Ontology annotation, molecular function: translation initiation factor activity.
AUGGAAUUUAAAUUACCGAAAUUAUCUUCAAAUGAAAACUUUGGUCCUCCAGUUAACAAUAAAUCCAACAGAUUCAAUGAAAUUCCUUUCUCCCCGUACUCAAAAUUUGAUAAAAUAACUCAAAUCGCUGAUUUUAACUUGGAUUUGAAGGAUGAUCAAUCAAAGCAGUCUAAUAAGCAAUUGAAACCUUUACAGAAAUCUAUAUAUGGCUCUGGUUCUGCCACCGCUUUCGGUUACAUUCAUGGCGAAGACGAGGCGUCUUUCAGCUUGGUUGAUAACAAAACCUCUGCAAAGAGAACUGUCGCUUUGGGUAAACGUCAACAAUCUCGUACUCAACCUUCUAGACCUACUCCUACCCGUACAAACACUAACCAACGCCAACAACAACAACAACAAACUCAACAAAAGCAACAACCACGCACUCACAGAAAGAUGGGCUGGAAAGACUGGGAUAAACCGAACAGAAUACGUGACGCAUCCGUUCAAGUUGAACCUGAAUGGCAAAAUAUCGCUGAAAUUGACUUCCCUAGGCUCAACAAACUCAAUUUGGAUGUCAAUGAAGGUGAAGAUGUUGAAUCUUUCGGUCAAUUAUAUCCUUAUGAUAGAUCUUUCGAUAGAAUCAAUACUAAAAAUGAGAAACCUCUCGAAAUUAAAGACCGUACACGCUACAAUCCCUCUACUUCUGUCGACCCCGUCAUAAAGAAACUCGCUCAACAAGAUAAAGCUCAAGUUUUCGCAACUGAUUGCGUCUUGUCUGUACUCAUGACUUCUGCUAGAUCUGUUUAUCCAUGGGAUUUGGUCGUUGUGCGCAAGGGUAACCAAAUCUUCCUCGACAAACGUGAAGGUGGUCCUUUCGAUUUCGCUUCUGUCAACGAAAACGCAGCUGACCCCCCAAUGGAAAAUGAUAAGGAGACGCUCAACACCCCCGCCAGUCUCUCUUUCGAAGCUACCUAUGUUAACCACAAUUACACAACUCAAGUAACCAAUGAGGAAGGCAAACCAAAGCCUGUCGGCGAAUCUAAUCCCUUCCACUCCGGUGAUGAGCCUGAUCCACUUGCUAAGAAUGUUUACAAGUACAGAAAAUUCAAUCUCGCUAUCGACGAUUCUGAAAAGAUGGACUUGAUAGUUAGGACAGAGCUAGAUGCGUACGUUCCUAAUCUCAAGAAGAAGGAUCCAACUCCAACUCCACAAAUUACCAUUCGCGCUCUCAACGAAUUUGAUCACAAAGCUCAAGGCUCAGGUGGUGCACUCGACUGGAGAACUAAGCUCGACUCACAACGAGGUGCUGUUGUCGCUACUGAGCUCAAAAAUAACUCUGCCAAGCUCGCUAGAUGGGCUGUUCAAUCUAUUCUCGCUGGCGCUGACCAGAUGAAGUUCGGUUUCAUCAGCAGAGCUAACCCUAGAGAUGAAUCGAAGCAUGUCAUCGUAGGUGUGCAGUCUUAUAAGCCAAAGGAUUUGGCAUCACAACUCCAUAUUACACUCAGCAAUGGUUUCGGCAUCGUUCGCACUAUUGUUGAUCUCGUCAAGAACCAGCCUGAAGGUAAAUACAUUCUCAUCAAGGAUCCAAACAGAUCCAUCAUUCGCCUUUACUCUGUCCCAGCUGACUUUGGCGAAACUGACCAAGAUGCUCAAGAGAAGCAAGGCGAUUUUAAUGCCAAUUAA